Molecule: messenger RNA, 3954 nt
Organism: Chanos chanos (milkfish)
Lineage: Eukaryota; Metazoa; Chordata; Actinopteri; Gonorynchiformes; Chanidae
Product: mitogen-activated protein kinase kinase kinase kinase 4-like
Exons: 32
Coding region: 1-3954 (1317 amino acids)
Biological process (GO): protein phosphorylation
Cellular component (GO): cytosol
Molecular function (GO): protein kinase activity; ATP binding
Source: RefSeq, a predicted model, not a curated record
AUGGCGAACGAUUCUCCAGCUAAAAGUCUGGUUGAUAUAGACCUCGCCUCUCUGCGGGACCCAGCAGGCAUAUUUGAACUGGUGGAGGUGGUGGGCAAUGGGACCUAUGGACAAGUGUACAAGGGACGACAUGUUAAAACAGGCCAACUGGCGGCCAUCAAGGUUAUGGACGUCACAGAGGAUGAAGAAGAGGAGAUUAAAUUGGAGAUCAACAUGUUGAAGAAGUACUCCCACCACAGGAACAUCGCCACAUAUUAUGGCGCCUUCAUCAAGAAGAGUCCGCCGGGCCAUGACGACCAGCUCUGGUUGGUGAUGGAGUUCUGCGGUGCUGGCUCGAUCACAGACCUGGUGAAGAACACCAAAGGAAACUCACUGAAGGAAGACUGGAUCGCCUACAUUUCCAGAGAGAUCCUCAGGGGAUUGGCUCAUUUGCACGCCCAUCACGUCAUACACAGAGACAUUAAGGGUCAGAAUGUCCUCCUGACUGAAAACGCAGAGGUCAAACUGGUGGACUUUGGGGUGAGUGCUCAGCUGGAUCGCACCGUCGGGCGCCGGAACACCUUCAUCGGGACACCUUAUUGGAUGGCCCCAGAGGUCAUAGCCUGUGACGAAAAUCCGGAUGCAACAUAUGACUACAGGAGUGAUUUGUGGUCGUGUGGUAUCACAGCUAUAGAAAUGGCAGAAGGAGCUCCACCGUUGUGCGACAUGCACCCGAUGCGAGCACUCUUCCUCAUUCCCAGAAACCCUCCUCCCAGACUCAAAUCUAAGAAAUGGUCUAAGAAGUUCUUUAGUUUUAUUGAGGGCUGUCUGGUGAAGAACUAUACCCAGCGUCCACCCACAGAACAGCUGUUGAAACACCCGUUCAUCAGGGACCAGCCCAACGAGAGACAGGUCCGCAUCCAGCUCAAAGACCACAUCGACCGCACCCGCAAGAAGAGAGGAGAGAAAGAUGAGACUGAAUAUGAAUACAGUGGCAGUGAGGAAGAGGAGGAGGAAGCUCCUGAACAAGAGGGAGAGCCCAGCUCGAUCGUGAACGUGCCGGGAGAGUCGACGCUGCGGCGUGACUUCAUUCGUCUUCAGCAGGAGAACAAGGAGCGUUCGGAGGCUCUGAGGAGACAGCAGCUCCUGCAGGAGCAGCAACUACGUGAACAGGAGGAGUACAAACGACAACUACUGGCUGAACGACAGAAACGUAUAGAGCAGCAGAAAGAACAGAGAAGGAGGCUGGAGGAGCAACAACGCCGUGAGCGAGAGAUAAGGCGACAGCAGGAACGAGAGCAGAGGAGAAGGGAGCAAGAGGAGAAGAGAAGGAUUGAAGAGAUGGAGCGCAGACGUAAAGAAGAGGAGGAACGCCGGAGGGCAGAGGAGGAGAAGAGGAGAGCUGACCGCGAGCAGGAGUAUAUCCGCAGGCAACUGGAAGAAGAACAGAGACACCUAGAAAUUCUACAGCAACAACUUCUGCAUGAGCAAGCCAUGCUAUUGGAGUUUAAAUGGAGGGAGCUUGAGGAGCAGAGACAGGCAGAGAGACUACAGAGGCAGUUACAGCAGGAGCAGGCUUACCUGCUGUCUCUUCAACAACAACCCAAACCGCACCACACGGCCGACAAGAACCAGAACCCUCAGCCCCAGCAGCCCGGGCCGGGCCCGGACAAGAGCAAACCCCAUCACGCGCAGCAGCAGGUCCCUGCGGAGCCGCGGAGCAGAAUACCCCAGUUACAACACUCGCCUGCGGACAAAAUCAAACAGGCGGAUGAGAGGUAUCGGAAGAAUGCCCAGGGCUCCCCUCAGGCCGCCGCCCAGAAACAGCCCCCUGCCGUGCCCCCUCGUGCCGAAACCUUCUCCAAUGGCAACGCCUCCGAGUCAGCCCAGCCAGCCAUGCACCGACCCAUGGAACCGCAGGUCCAGUGGUCUCAGUUAGCUGCUCUAAAGAGCAGCUCUGCUCCACCAAUCUCUCGCUCGCAUUCAUUCAGUGACCCCGCCCCCUCACUCGCUCAGCUCCACAUCCGCUCCGCUGACCCUCACAAUCAUCAUCCAGUGUCUCCCUCACGCUCUGACCCACAAACCCACACACAGUGCCCCGCUCUGGGCACAGCAGAGGAGGAACCUCCCCGGGUUCCGGUAAGGACGACUUCCAGAUCUCCUGUCCUUUCUCGUCGAGACCCCUCGCAACAGGCCAGUGUGUUGCCUAGCAACCAGGCAGCCCAGAGAAAUAUUGGCGGUAACGCUGAGCCCCGGUUGCUAUGGGAACGCGUGGAGAGACUCGCGCCCAGAUCGAGCAGCGGCAGCUCGUCAGGAUCCAGCAGCAACUCCAGCAGUUCAAACACAGGAUCAGGAGAGAGAUACAGACCACGCACAUCAUCUAAAUCAGAGAGCUCCCCUCUGCAGCGCUCCGAGCAUGCUGGGAAACAAAUCGAGGAGAGGAAGGAGUUAGCCCGACCAGGGCGCCCGGCGGCUGAAGUGGACUUGACCGCUCUGGCGAAGGAGUUACGUGCGGUAGAGGACGUCAGGCCCCCGCACAAGGUGACAGACUAUUCUUCCUCCAGCGAUGACUCGGGAACCACUGACGAUGAAGAUGACGAAGAGGUGGAUCAGGAGGGUGGGGAGGAGUCGACCUCUGGCCCCGAGGACUCCCGUGGAGGCUCGUCCAGGCUGAGCAACGGUGAGACGGAAUCUGUGAAGACCAUGGUUGUCCAUGACGAUGGAGACGACACGUCCUCUACUCCUUGCAAGGACAGCACGCUGAUCGUCCGACAGGUGGAACACCGAUCCGCCACCAUGCAGAAGCACAAGUCUUCCUCAUCUUUCACUCCUUUCAUCGAUCCCCGCCUCCUUCAGAUCUCUCCGUCCACUGGCAGCGCCCUCAACAACGUAGGUUACAGUAAUGACGCCCGUCUGCAGGAGGCUCUGAGACAGGAUGCAUCCCGUAAGGGCUCGGUGGUCAACGUCAACCCUGUUAACACUCGACCACAGAGCGACACGCCAGAAAUCCGCAAAUACAAGAAGAGGUUUAACUCUGAGAUCCUGUGUGCAGCCCUGUGGGGUGUGAAUCUGUUGGUGGGUACAGAGAGCGGCUUGAUGUUGCUUGACCGCAGCGGACAGGGGAAGGUCUACCCUCUCAUCAACCGCAGACGCUUCCAACAGAUGGAUGUCCUGGAGGGACUCAACGUCUUGGUCACAAUUUCAGGGAAGAAGAAUAAACUGCGUGUAUACUACCUGUCCUGGUUGAGGAAUAAAAUCUUACACAACGACCCUGAGGUGGAGAAAAAACAGGGCUGGACCACUGUGGGAGAUCUGGAGGGAUGUGUUCAUUACAAAGUUGUGAAAUACGAGAGGAUUAAGUUUCUGGUCCUUGCCCUGAAAAACUCAGUGGAGGUCUAUGCUUGGGCACCAAAGCCCUACCAUAAGUUCAUGGCUUUUAAGUCGUUUGGCGACCUUGUGCACAAGCCCCUGCUGGUUGACCUCACGGUGGAGGAGGGUCAGAGGUUAAAGGUCAUCUAUGGCUCCUGCUCAGGAUUCCAUGCUGUGGAUGUGGACUCGGGGGCUGUGUAUGACAUCUACCUUCCCACUCACAUCCAGACCAGUAUUCAGUCCCAUGCUAUCAUUAUUUUGCCAAACACUGACGGUAUAGAGCUGCUGGUGUGCUACGAGGACGAGGGUGUUUAUGUCAACACCUACGGUCGCAUCACCAAAGACGUGGUGCUGCAGUGGGGUGAAAUGCCCACGUCUGUGGCGUAUAUCCGCUCCAACCAGAUCAUGGGCUGGGGAGAGAAAGCUAUAGAGAUCCGCUCCGUGGAGACGGGCCACCUGGACGGAGUCUUCAUGCAUAAGAGAGCACAGAGACUGAAGUUCCUGUGUGAGAGAAAUGACAAGGUAUUCUUUGCAUCGGUGCGAUCUGGGGGAUCCAGCCAGGUCUAUUUCAUGACUCUGGGCCGUACUUCCCUACUCAGCUGGUAA